ACUUAUUUAUGAAACAAUUUUUUUCUUCUAAAAAGUCUAUCAUUAAGAAACGGAAGGAGUAUAAAACACUAGCAAUAUUCAACUAUGAAAUGAUUUUUUAAAUAAAAAUUGAAAUACAUGUUCAUGUUCUAAAUUCUAAUGCAUCCUAUCAGUUAUUUUGAUACACUUCCCUUAAUUUUGAUUGAGCCUUAAAUGCUAAUAUGAAUAUGGAAAACAAUAAUUAAUUUUUUGACCGGUUUAUGUUAUGCGAAUUGACUCGCUUAGUUCAACUAGUCUUCUUUGAAUAAUAUCAACUAUCAAGUACAAUGAAUCAUGAUUAAAUUGUUAUAAUUCAGGUAUGAAGACCAGAUUUUUACCCAAAGUAAAAGAAUUCAAAAUCAUUAAGUCAAAUAUUCCAAGAACCAUUAAUACAAAUGAAUAUGUAGUCAUAAAACAUGAACCUAUAAAAAUCAACAUAUAUAUAAUUGUAGACUAAAUCAAGUGUUUAGUUACAAUAAGAAGGCUUGUAAUCAGUAACGAAAUCAAUUACUCUCCAUUUCAUACCCCUCUUUGACAUUCAAUGAUGAAUCUUGUGAAGUUCUUGGUUAUUGUCAUGACCAUCUCAAUGGCUUUAUGUCCAGCAUUAGUCCAAUGUCGACAGAUAAAAUGUGACUGGUUAAGUGGGAAUUGCAUCAAAGGUGGAACAGAAGACAUCACGAAGAUGAUAUCAUAUAUAGGUGUGAGCCAUAGGAUUCUCCAAGGGACACGGUAUAUAAACUACGAUGCACUGAAGCACAAUGUACCAGCUAAACAACAUGGUCAAAAGGAUCGACCGGAUAACUCAUACCGGCGAGGUUGUACUCUCGCUACAGGAUGUUACCGGCUUACGAAUUAAAUAACAUAAAUACUAAUUUUUAUUUUUAGCGUAACACAAAAAGAUUUUUUGUUUUUCUCUUUGGUUUCCAUUUUUCUGUUAAUGUAUUUUUUAUCACCUUUGAUUGGCAUCUUCUGUAACAUUGAAAUUUUCAUUACUGUCUCCAGUAACAUUGGAAUUUUCAUUACCAUCUUAGGUAACAUCUAAUUCACUUGGGUGAAAGGGAAAUUGUAUAUAUGACUAACUGAAGUAUAUAAUCUACACCAUCAUUAACCUAGAAUUAGGGAGGGGGUUUAGGAUCAAUUAAUUCAUGUACUCGAUCUUAAGAUCCCAAAACUUUUAACCAAUAGUAAUUUAAUAACUUUACAUGACUAUUCUAAUACUUAAAGUAAAAAUUCUAGUAACCAAAUCGGAAUAGAAUAACCAACGAAACAUAACACCAUAUAAAAAGAUCUAACAGACUUAGAUAAUGAGUCCGGCCUAGAAUUUUUUGUUCAAGAAAAGUACCAAUUCUGAAGUUUUGAAAACGUUUCUUUUGUGGUACUAUCUCCUUCAGCUUUCUCGAAAAUAUGUGCCAUGCUUCUGGACUGUGAAUCACUAUUAUUAGAUCUUGACAAUCUGUUCCAAAGCGUUGCAUGUUGAGUGUUGGAGAAUACAUUUUAUCGGCCAUAUGAAUGCUUCAAAUUUAGCUUGUAGUGGAGACAACCUUCUCCUACGGUUUCUGGUUCUAACAAGUAGUGUUUUCCUAGAUUGAUCUUUCCAAAUCCAACAUCGCAACCGUUAAAAUGUAAGUCUUGACGCCAAGAACCAUCGAACAUUCAAAUAUUUUGAAAGAUUACAGCUUAUGUUAGUUGAUGAUUUUUUUGUACGUCAAGUUGAUUUUCUCCCAUAUUUGCCUCAUGCCAA
Molecule: messenger RNA, 1759 nt
Organism: Brassica napus (rape)
Lineage: Eukaryota; Viridiplantae; Streptophyta; Magnoliopsida; Brassicales; Brassicaceae
Product: protein RALF-like 18
Exons: 1
Coding region: 560-874 (104 amino acids)
Source: RefSeq, a predicted model, not a curated record